AGACGCACCCAAAAGCUGUAACUAAGUUUUCCGGGAAGAAAGAUGGAGAACAAGCUCAAAGUGGCGGAGCUACGCGCCGAACUCGCCAAGCGCGGGCUUGACACCGCCGGAACCAUUCCUCUUCUGGUCCGGAGGCUUGAGGAGGCUGUGCUUAAGGAAAACCAGAAACCUGUGGGCGAUAAUGUGAAUGGUGCUGAUGAUGCUUCUGAUGCUGAUACUGGCAGGAAGAGAAGUAACGAGUCUGAUGAUGGGGAUUUGAACGAGGUCAAGACUGUGGGAGAUGAUGACAGUAAGGGCGGAAGAGUUGUCUCAGUUAUCAAGAAGAAUUCAGUGGUUCUGGAUCAGUGGCUUCCUGAUGAUAUAAAGGCAGAAUACCAUGUUCUGAAACAGGUUGAAGCACUUGGACAAAUCAAGGUUGCAACCAAGUUGUUGAAGGAUGACCCACUGAUGAAGGAGGAUCCUCUAUAUUUUAAUUACCAACAACUUCACUGUGAACUGAGACCACUUGAAGAUGAUUCUGAGGAAUUUGCCAUGAUUGCAAAGUAUACGAAGAACACUCAUGCCAAGACACAUUCAGAUUAUAGAGUUGAUAUUGUUCAAAUAUUCACGGUGGCAAGAGAGGGCAAAGUUGAACGCUUCAAAAAGUUCUCCACUACAGAAAACAGAAUGCUACUGUGGCAUGGUUCUAGGCUUACGAAUUGGACUGGCAUUCUAUCCCAAGGUUUGCGCAUUCCUCCACCUGAGGCACCUGUAACAGGUUAUAUGUUUGGAAAGGGGGUCUACUUUGCUGACAUGUUCUCCAAAAGUGCAAAUUAUUGUUAUGCUAAUCAUCUCUCAACAGCUGGUGUCCUGCUUUUGUGUGAGGUUGCACUGGGUGACAUGGUUGAGCUUCGUCGAGCUAAAAGUGAUGCUGACAAGCUACCAGAUGGCAAGCUGAGCACUAAAGGCGUCGGUGCAACUGAACCUAGUCCCUCAGAAGCCAAAACUCUUGACGAUGGUGUUAUAGUUCCCCUAGGAAAGCCAAAGAAGCGAUGACGCCGAGUAAAAGAAUAUUCUUAAUACUUUUGAUUAGUGGAGACUUAAUAAUUGAUCUAUAAGAAAUUAGGUCUUUUUUAUGGGCGUUCUACUAUUUUUUGCAGGGUAAUUUACUCUACAACGAGUACGUAGUUUACAACGUGGAACAAAUCCGAAUGCGCUACUUGGUUCAAGUGAAUUUCAACUAUACACGGUAAAGUCAAACAAAUCCAUCAAAGCGGGGUGGAACAUGAGCCUGUUGGAACUCGGAAACAUGAGUAGGUUUUUAAACCUUUUGAAAGUCUAUGAGUGUGUGACCAAAUAAGGCAUUUACUACAAAACUCAGAAGACGCAUUGCACACGCUAGCAUUUAUGUCUCUAGAUUUCAUCAUGACUUCAUGCCCCAUAGAAUCUAUCUCCUUUUUCCACAAUACAAUUGGUAAAUGUUU
Molecule: messenger RNA, 1463 nt
Organism: Rubroshorea leprosula
Lineage: Eukaryota; Viridiplantae; Streptophyta; Magnoliopsida; Malvales; Dipterocarpaceae
Source: the annotation of a GenBank genome assembly